ACGAUGAAGUAAUUGACAGUUCGGGGACAGAGUUUUCAAAAUCCAACAAAAGCCAUGGCUUCCAAUUUCUGGACUUCGUCUCACUACAAACAGCUUUCGGACCAGGAAGAAGUGGAUGUUGUGCACCCACUUGAUAAAGAGAAGGGCAUCACUCUUGAAGACUUCAAGCUCAUCAAGAUGCAUAUGGCCAAUUAUAUAUCUAAAGUGGCACAACAUGUGAAAGUGAGACAAAGGGUUGUAGCUACUGCAGUUACCUAUAUGAGGCGUGUGUAUACCAGUAAGGCUAUGUCUGAGUAUGAUCCACGCCUUGUUGCUCCAACCUGCUUGUACCUGGCAUCAAAAGCAGAAGAAAGCACAGUUCAGGCUAAACUCCUUGUAUUUUACAUCAGGAAAUUAUAUUCUGAUGAAAAGUAUAGGUAUGACAUCAAUGACAUACUUCAAAUGGAGAUGAAGAUUUUAGAAGCUCUCAACUAUUAUCUAGUUAUAUACCAUCCCUACCGUUCCUUGUCUCAGUUGCUUCAGGAUGCAGGCUUGAAUGAAAUAAAUAUGACACAAGUAACCUGGGGAAUUGUGAAUGACACUUACAAGAUGGACCUUGCACUUGUACAUCCUCCACACCUUAUUGCUCUAGCUUGCAUAUACAUUGCUAGCGUACUCAGAGACAGAGACACCACUGCAUGGUUUGAGGAGCUCCGUGUGGAUAUGAAUGUGGUGAAAAACAUAUCGAUGGAGAUAUUAGAUUUCUAUGAAAACCACAGAAUGAUCCCAGAAGAGAGGUUUAAUGCUGCUCUGAACAAGCUACCCUCCAGAGUAUAGAUGGCUGGACAGCAUUGUCCUUGUACUACUGUAAAAGCUACUCAAAGAACCACUACAAAUCAAUGAAUGGGUUACAAUGGUCAUUGGGCAUGUUCUACUGUGAGUCUGUGACUCAACUUAUGUUUUCUAGUCACCCUUGUAUUAUUCCAGAAUCUGAACAUAUCUCUGAUUUCUCACUUGAUAAACAUUUUCAGAUCGCAAUGUUUUUUUUUAAUUUGAUUGUUCAAAACUCGCCCUUCUUUGCGCAUCACUUUCAAAUUACAGAUAAACGUUACAUAAUC
This is a messenger RNA of Fragaria vesca subsp. vesca, 1097 nucleotides long. Its product is annotated as cyclin-C1-2-like. Gene Ontology annotation, biological process: positive regulation of transcription by RNA polymerase II. Gene Ontology annotation, cellular component: mediator complex; nucleus. The transcript has 9 exons. Gene Ontology annotation, molecular function: cyclin-dependent protein serine/threonine kinase regulator activity. The record is from RefSeq and is a predicted model, not a curated record. NCBI's taxonomy places the organism in Eukaryota, Viridiplantae, Streptophyta, Magnoliopsida, Rosales, Rosaceae. The coding region runs from base 55 to 816 and encodes 253 amino acids.